Molecule: messenger RNA, 3573 nt
Organism: Gastrolobium bilobum
Lineage: Eukaryota; Viridiplantae; Streptophyta; Magnoliopsida; Fabales; Fabaceae
Exons: 2
Coding region: 314-3487 (1057 amino acids)
Cellular component (GO): intracellular membrane-bounded organelle
Source: RefSeq, a predicted model, not a curated record
CUCUUGUUUCCCCUAAUUUCCAAAUCCAAAUCAUUGUCCAUUUCUACAACACUCUCUCUUGAAAAUCCCACAAACUGGGUUAGCAUCAUCCAACAUUAACUACAGCAAAAAAUGGUACUUUAAUCUGUGUCCGAUUCAGAUCUUCUUUGAGAGUGUGAUGAUCUGUGGUUGAUUUGUGUACUGGCUACAAGUCCAUGCCUUUGGUAGUUGUUGAUGCAAUGAAACUCAAUUUCUUAUUGAAACUUGACAUGGGUAUAUCCUAGUUUCCUAAAAUUUUUAAGAAAGAGUGAUUGAACUCUGGUGGGUUGGAAUCAUGAAGUUUCCAUUUUCAGCUAUUGCUCUUUGGUUUGUCUUUGGCUUGUUAGUCAUUCAAUGUCUUGGGAGUUCACACUUCCCUGAGGGAAUGUAUCGUUUUGAAAGGAAUUCUCAUGUAACCUAUAAGUAUGAUCGAAUUGGUGAAGUUCAGAAACAAUGUGCCUCUGUGUUAUCUGCUUCAUCUGAAUUGAGAUCUGAAUAUAGUGGGCUUACUGGUAUGAAAGGAGAGCUUUCUUUUGUCAAUGGGGAUUGGAAACAGGAUGAAGGUAAGUUUCCCUUAAUGCCAUUUGAUGCUGGGAAAUCUCCAGGGACCUUGUCUGAAGACCACACUCCAUUGAAGUUGGUCUCUUUUUGGGUAACAGAUGUUGAUCAUGUCCAUCGAUUGAAGAAGUCAGUCCCUGUCAAUGGUUUAAUGGUGAUAGGCAUUACUCGAGAUGGUACUUUUGUGGAGAAUGCAUAUGAUGGGAAUCCUGAAUUUCUGUUAUGGCCUAGCCAUUCUCAGCUUUCAAUUCCCUUUCAAGGGGUUUACACUGAAUCAAAGAAAAAUGGUGGGGAAAGGGUGUUGUGUUUGUUAGGGAACACUAUGCUUCCAACUCGGGAGGCUGAUCCUGCCAAUCCAUGGGAAUGGAUGAAGACUCCUGGUGAGAUACCACUGUCAGAAGAUGAUCAAAUUCUGCUAGUUCUUCGCUAUCCUAUGACAUUCACGUUAACAAACAGGAUGAUCACCGGAGAGUUAAGAAGUUUGAAUCGCGAAUCAAAUCCUAAAUACUUUGAUGUGGUUCACAUAUCAUCACAGUUGGGCAAGUCGGCAAAGUACACAUUUGGCUCGCAACAUAUUGUAUCCAAAGCAUGCAAUCCAUAUCCAUAUAAAGAUAACCUGACGAAUGAUGGCAUUAGUGUCUAUAAAGGGGCAAGGUUUUGUGAAAUCCUUGAAGAAAUUACUAGAGAGAAACCUUUAUAUGUUGUGCCAAACUGGAGAUGCAAUGGCACAGAUGAUUUCUGCAGUAGAUUAGGCCCUUUUUUGUCGGAUAAGGAAAUCAAAUUAACAGACGGAGGCUUUCAAGAUGUUAAACUUUAUAUGCAGGAUGUUAUCUGUGAGCAAGCAGCUAUCAAAAGUGAUACUGGUUCUGCUAGAGUAUCUACAGUUUUUAGAGCAGUUUCUCCAUCAGAGAAUCAGUAUACUGCAUCAAAGAGAUCUGGUCCCAGCAACAUGUCGCUUGCCACAGAAGGGAUCUGGAAGCCUUCUAGUGGACAACUUUGCAUGGUUGGUUGCCUUGGAUUUAUUGAUACCAAAGGGAGUAACUGUAAUACUCGGAUUUGUUUGUAUAUACCUACCACUUUUUCCAUAAAGCAACGUAGUAUUAUUUUGGGGACCUUAUCUCCCAUCAAUAACAACAAUGCCUUCUUUCCUCUAUCAUUUGAGCAGCUUGUGCUACCUACAGAGCUUUGGAAUUAUUUCAAAUUGACUCAUCCGAGUUACAGAUACUCUAAAACUAAUUUGGCUGGCUCUGUCCUGGAAAAAGAUGAGCCCUUCAGUUUUACAACUGUGGUUAAGAAAUCAUUGCUAACAUUCCCCAAACUUGAAGAUAAUGAGGCAUUCCAUGAUAGUCUGUCGCUUCUUUCGGAAGAUCUCACUUUUCAUGUCUCAGGUUUUCCUGAUCCUAUGCCUAAAGUCCAGGCCCCAAGAGUUGACAUUCAGAUGGAGAUUCUCUCCGUUGGUCCCUUGUUUGGGCGCUAUUGGUAUGCUCAAAAUGGUUCAACAUGGGAACAGGAAACACCAUAUCAUCCGAAGGCUGCUGAUUAUACAGAAAAGAAACUUCUUAUGAAUGUAUCUGCACAACUCAGUCUUACUGGAAAAGCUUAUAGUAAUUUUUCUGUGCUUUUUCUGGAGGGUCUUUAUGAUCCACAUGUUGGAAAGAUGUACUUAAUUGGUUGUAGAGAUGUGCGAGCAUCAUGGAAGGUCUUAUAUCAGAGCUAUGAUCUUGAGGCUGGAAUGGACUGUUUGAUUGAGGUGGUUAUCGCUUAUCCUCCAAUUACAGCUCGGUGGCUAGUCAAUCCCACAGCUACAAUUUCUAUAGAAAGUCAAAGGACUGAUGAUGACGCCCUUCGAUUUAAUGCAAUAAAGCUCCAAACUUUUCCACUUGUAUACAGGAAGCAACGUGAGGAUGUCCUCUCACACAGAAGUGUUGAAGGGAUUCUCCGAAUCUUGACACUUUCAUUGGCAGUUGGGUGCAUUUUAAGCCAACUGUUUUAUAUAAACCAUAAUGUGGACACUCUUCCAUAUAUAUCUCUUGUUCUGCUCGGUGUUCAAGGUCUUGGCUAUAGCAUUCCUCUGGUAACAGGUGCAGAAGCUCUUUUCAAGAGAAUGGUUUCUGAAUCUUAUGAUGUAUCAUCUGUUGAAUUGGAGAACAGUGAAUGGUUCCAUGUCAUUGAUUCCACUGUGAAACUGCUAUUGAUUGUUUCAUUGCUACUAACUCUGCGACUUUUUCAGAAGGUGUGGAAAUCACGCAUCAGAUUGCAAAGGCGUACCCCUCUUGAGCCACUUUGUGUCCCCAGUGAUAAACGGGUACUUCUUUGUACCUUCACCAUGCAUCUGAUUGGGUAUGUAAUUAUUCUAAUAAUUCAUGGCACAAACACAAGUCAGAACCCUCUUAAAGCAAAGAAAUAUUUGACUGAUAGAGAAAAUUCUCAUUCACUGCCGGUUUGGGCAACAGAAUUGGAAGAAUAUGUUGGUCUUGUCCAAGACUUUUUCUUGUUUCCUCAAAUUAUUGGGAACUUAAUCUGGCAUAUCAAUUGUAAACCACUCAGAAAACUAUAUUUUAUUGGAAUCACUCUGGUGAGACUGCUUCCUCAUAUAUAUGAUUACAUUCGAGCUCCAGUUCCAAAUCCUUACUUUUCUGUGGACUCUGAAUUUGUUGAUCCAAAUUUGGACUUUUACUCAAAAUCUGGGGAUAUUGCCAUUCCUGUGACUGCAAUUAUUCUUGCAUUUGUGGUGUAUAUCCAACAAAGAUGGAGCUAUGAGAAGCUGAGUCAGAUUUUGACAUUUGGGCAGUACAAGCUUCUGCCAACUUUCAGAUAUGAGAGGUUGCCAUAUAAGUCUUGUGAAACUGAACUAGUUCCUGAUAUCAAUGGUGGUGGUGCAAAUGAGAAAGAGCAAGUUGAUGUAGAAUGAUGUAGACACUUUAGAAUUUUACUGACUGAAGUUGUUGUACACAUACAUGAGAAGUAGGUAUAAGAGUUUGGAUGGAUGUAUUACUA